Molecule: messenger RNA, 1643 nt
Organism: Hordeum vulgare subsp. vulgare (domesticated barley)
Lineage: Eukaryota; Viridiplantae; Streptophyta; Magnoliopsida; Poales; Poaceae
Product: cinnamoyl-CoA reductase 1-like
Exons: 6
Coding region: 419-1453 (344 amino acids)
Molecular function (GO): oxidoreductase activity, acting on the CH-OH group of donors, NAD or NADP as acceptor
Source: RefSeq, a predicted model, not a curated record
UCGAUCGGUCCAGGUCGUUUUCUUUACUGUUUCCCCCCACUCCAACCGCGCUUGGUGUGCAGUGCACUCCACACGGUGCUCGUGAAGAGGUUCACACGGUGGUGUGGUGUGGUCUCGUCGCCGUCCGGGUCGUCCCUGCCCGGUCCGCGAGUCGCGGUUCUCACUAGCUCACAUGACAUGACCGGCCCGCGCUGGUAGUUUUCACGGUAAUUGCCGCUCGGUUUCUCCGCCGCUUCACCGGGGGUCUGCCGAGUGAUAAGAGACCGGCCAGCGUCCCGGAUGAUAAAGAGUAAAGAGUAUCGUGUGUCCACGCCCUCUUCAGUGCCUGCCUAGUACUUACGCUGCGCCAAGAUUUGGUCCCUUCCCUUCCUCCCCCUGCCUUGGUAGCAUUAAUUCAUCUGUCCGCUCAGGCGUGGCCAUGGCCGCCGUCGUCUGCGUCACCGGCGCCGGCGGCUUCAUUGGCUCCUGGAUCGUCAAGCUCCUCCUCGCCCGCGGCUACGCCGUCCGCGGCACCUCCCGCCGCGCAGAUGACCCCAAGAACGCGCACCUGUGGGCGCUCGACGGCGCGGCGGAGCGGCUCACCAUGGUGCAGGUCGACCUGCUCGACCGGGCCAGCCUCCGCGCCGCCUUCCACGGCUGCGACGGCGUCAUCCACACCGCAUCCCCGAUGCACGACACGCCCGAGGAGAUCAUCGAGCCGGUGAUCACGGGGACGCUCAACGUCGUGGAGAUGGCCGCCGGCGCCGGGGUCCGGCGCGUGGUGCUGUCCUCCACCAUCGGCACCAUGUACAUGAACCCCCACCGCGACCCCGACGCGCCGCUCGACGACUCGUGCUGGAGCGACCUCGACUACUGCAAGCAAACCAAGAACUGGUACUGCUACGCCAAGACGAUCGCGGAGCGGGGCGCGUGGGAGGCUGCGCGGUCGCUGGGGCUGGACCUGGCGGUGGUGAUCCCGGUGGUGACGCUCGGCGAGCUGCUGCAGCCCAGUAUGAACACCAGCACCAAGCACAUACUCAAGUACCUCACCGGCGAGGCCAAGGCGUACGUCAACGAGUCGCACGCCUACGUGCAUGUCAAGGACGCCGCCGAGGCGCACGUCAGGGUGCUCCAGGCGCCCAACGCCGGGGGUCGCCGCUACGUCUGCGCCGAGAGGACGCUGCACCGCGGCGAGCUCUGCCGGAUCCUCGCCGGCCUCUUCCCGGAGUACCCCAUUCCCACAAGAUGCAAGGACGAGGUGAAUCCGCCAAAGAAGGGUUACAAGUACACGAACCAGCCUCUCAAGGACCUAGGCAUGAAGUUCACCCCUGUGCAGGAAUACCUCUAUGAAGCUGUGAAUUCCCUGCAAGAAAAGGGGUUCAUUAAGAAGGCUUCUGGCACCAAGGUGCUUGCUAGUAGAGGGGGUUCGCCGCCUCAGAAUUCACCGGCGCCCAUGUUUAUGUCGAAACUUUGAUAGGCUUCUGCGCAAAGUAACAACGCAGUUCGCCGUCAUGGGAAUUGUAAUUCAUUUGAUUAAGUGAUAUGUUUGUUGUUAGCCAGUUCAUGUAUGUAGCAGCGCCGUGUUGACCUGCACGGUUGACUGGAACAGGUACGUCGUUACAGAGCAACUUCAGUGAUACAUGCUAGAUAAUUUCCCUGGUCGA